Messenger RNA from Protopolystoma xenopodis, 1404 nucleotides. The record is from the annotation of a GenBank genome assembly. Lineage: Eukaryota; Metazoa; Platyhelminthes; Monogenea; Polystomatidea; Polystomatidae.
AUGCACAGCAUCGCACCAUUGACUUGCUACAUUCCCAAACUCUUCUUCGGCAUCUUCAAUGAGAGGUCCAUUGUCGAGAUCCGGCUGCUACGAGAUUAUUCGAAGUUCGGUUCCACCAGAAGACCAACUGUCGAUUGGCUUUAUUGGAACAUUCAUGCUGACGCUGUUUCCUUUGAUUCCGGCGACAAAGGGUUAACCUUUCGUCCUCCAUGCGACGAACAUCAUCAGAGCAAGGAGGGUAUCAUCGUCACGACCGAAUUCAAACUUACGAGUCAAGAACCGACCUUCCAAUCUCUUCAUGCAACACUUUCACUCGACAUGGAAGUCAGCUCAGCAAUGGUGUUGGUGGGACAUGCCGACCGAUUGGACAAAGAUUUGUGGAAUACCAAAAUGGCUGCAAAUGAGGUCGGAAGCGACCAAACAGGCAGGACAGAGAAUGCACAUGCGAUGGAAUGUUCUCAAACCAGAAGAUUUGCUGAUUAUGAGUGGAAGUACGUAUGCCUGAUUGAGCGAUUGAAGGAGAGAGAGCGGGUGUCGAGUCGCCAUGGAACAGAAGACGUCUCAACUGGUCCGCUCGGUGAGGCUGCCAACUUCCCUCGGAACCGUUGCGGAAUCACUGCUCGUCCCUCUCUUCGUCCCAGCCUCUCUAUCUCUCCCUCCCUCAAGCCCACUUCAUAUGGCCCACUUCACACUUAUUCACACAAUUGUGUGCUCUCGUUUCCUCCAAAGUGGGCCACGAGUGUGCUGCUACGAGUGGGUUCAGUGAAGCCGUCAUUCGCUCGUCUCAAAUCUGGCUGCCGUCCUCGCCAUUUCAAACAGCUGAUUCCCACGUCCAUUCACACGCACAUGCACAUGCACAUGCAAAUGCCUGGCCAGGCUUCAAACCCACGACUCGGCUAUCCGCGCCCACAUUGCUCGCUGGUGUCAUUUCAUCCCCAUCCCGACCCUCCUCGCCGUCUCUCCCAACCAUCUUUGCUCACAGUCGUUGCGGUUUAUGCUGCCGACUGCGGAGCACUCUAUUUUGUUGACCUCUUGUUGUUGUUGUUGUUGUUGUUGUUGUGUCGGCAAGUUGGUGCAGGAUUGUAUCAAUCUUCCAUUUCCGUACAAUUGGCCGUAGCCUCGGAGACAAUUGGCAGGAGACUUCUUGUGGACAUCCGUUGCCAAGACGUCCCAUCUCCUCGUGCCACAACUCGCAAUCAGUCAGUCGUAGGCUUCCCACGACCAACCACAUUCCGUAAUAUUCCCAUCUUCAUUCCAAAAGUGGAGCCAGAUUGGAAGGUACGAGUAAUUGCAGAAUGCGACUACUUUCGGAAAGGUGGUUUCAGCGAGUCGAGGGAAUCUGCAGCCAAAAUGGACGCACAACGUGAAACUGACAAUCAGAUUUCAUUUCGAGUGAACGGUUAA